This is a messenger RNA of Acaulospora morrowiae, 403 nucleotides long. NCBI's taxonomy places the organism in Eukaryota, Fungi, Glomeromycota, Glomeromycetes, Diversisporales, Acaulosporaceae. The record is from the annotation of a GenBank genome assembly.
AUGUCCGAGAAUAAAGCUUUCAGUAACAUUUCUGAUCCAAAGACUCUCGUCACAUUGGAAAAGCAAAAUGCUCUCGACAUUUAUUGUCCACAGUCAUCCUGUAAAUGUCUCAUUCUAAGAGCAAACGUUGGAACUCUAGUUGAAAGACCAAAAGAUAAGCUAAUACUACCCAAAGGGCAGAACUUGACACAAACAUCUGAAGUUUUAGAAACUUCGGAGACGAAUGGCACUAUCGGAAAAGACGUUGCAAAAGAGAGUAUUGAAAAGAGUAAUUCAUCUCAACUUCAAGGAUUCUGGCGACUAACUGAUUUGAUGGCUUUUGAAAAUAUCGGAUUUUCUAAAACGAUUAUAGAGACAGGAAUAAAAUAUAUAUGCUGUGCGGAUUGCAAUACAGGCCCUUUAG